This is a messenger RNA of Cylas formicarius (sweet potato weevil), 1010 nucleotides long. Its product is annotated as mitochondrial GTPase 1. The transcript has a single exon. Gene Ontology annotation, cellular component: mitochondrion. The coding region runs from base 57 to 1010 and encodes 317 amino acids. The record is from RefSeq and is a predicted model, not a curated record. Lineage: Eukaryota; Metazoa; Arthropoda; Insecta; Coleoptera; Brentidae. Gene Ontology annotation, molecular function: GTP binding; GTPase activity.
ACCUCAUUCUUGCAAAUUGUAACACAAAAAUUUCCUUGGAAGAAAUGUGUUAAACGAUGGCCAGCAAGAUUUCAGAGGGCACAUUUAGAAGUGCCUUUAAAGCUGUAGAUAAAGAACUUUUGCGAUGGUUUCCUGGACAUAUGGGAAAAGGAUUAAAACAAAUGCAACAGAAGCUGAGAUCGGUAGAUUGCGUUAUAGAGGUUCACGAUGCGCGUAUACCAAUAUCUGGAAGAAAUUCGGAUUUCAAGUAUACCAUAAGUGGGGUGAAGCCCCAUAUACUCGUAUUAAACAAAGUGGACAUGAUUGAUAGGUCAUACAAAAAUAAAAUUAUUAAAAAAUUAGAUCCAGAGAAUCCAAAUAUAGUAUUUACAAAUUGUAAAGAUCCUAGGUGCCCUGGCGUAAGAAAAUUAUUUCCUUUGGCCCAGGAUUUGAUUAAUAACUCUAACCGUUACAAUAGAACAAAUGAAGAAGAUUUUAAUAUCAUGAUAAUAGGCGUCCCCAAUGUGGGAAAAUCUUCCUUAAUAAAUGCAUUGAGAAUAAAAUUUUUAGGCAAAGGUAAAGCUUCACAAGUGGGAGCUGCACCUGGAAUUACUAAAAGUGUACUACAUAAGAUAAAAAUGUCGGAAAACCCAUUAAUUUAUAUGCUUGAUACACCUGGUAUACUUACACCAACUAUAGCUGAUAUUGAAACUGGAUUAAAACUUGCCCUAUGUGCCACCAUUCAAGAUCAUUUAGUAGGAGAAACAAUAAUUGCAGAUUAUUUGCUUUAUUGGUGCAAUCAUCACAAACAUUUCAAAUAUGUAGAUCAUUUUAACUUAGUCAAGCCUUGUGAUAAUAUUUUAGAAGUUUUAGUUCAUAUAAGCAAACUGUACAAUAAGAUGAUUAAGGUUCGAAAUCCAAUGAAUGAAUAUGAACUGAAACCGCAUUUACAAGUCGCGUCAGUAAUUUUCUUAAAAGCUUUUAGGGACGGCAAAUUAGGAAAAUUUGUUUUGGAUGAAGAUUUACUAUAA